Messenger RNA from Nestor notabilis (Kea), 2293 nucleotides. It is a transcript of the gene ATG16L1, whose product is annotated as autophagy related 16-like 1 (S. cerevisiae). NCBI's taxonomy places the organism in Eukaryota, Metazoa, Chordata, Aves, Psittaciformes, Psittacidae. Gene Ontology annotation, molecular function: protein binding. The coding region runs from base 64 to 1701 and encodes 545 amino acids. The transcript has 17 exons. Gene Ontology annotation, biological process: autophagosome assembly; negative stranded viral RNA replication. Gene Ontology annotation, cellular component: autophagosome membrane. The record is from RefSeq and is a predicted model, not a curated record.
CUACUAGAGAAGUCAGACCUUCAUGCGGUGCUGGCUGAUAAGCUUCAAGCAGAAAAAUAUGACAUGCAGAGCAGGCAUGAGAUCAGUCCAGGACAUGAUGGCACAUGGAAUGAUGCUCAGUUGCAGGAACUGGCACAGCUGAAGAUAAAGCAUCAAGAGGAGCUGACAGAGCUGCAUAAGAAACGUGGCGAGUUGGCCCAGUCUGUAAUUGAUCUGAAUAACCAAAUGCAGCAGAAGGACAGAGAGAUGCAGAUGAAUGAAGCAAAGAUUGCAGAGUAUUUACAAAAGAUCUCUGAACUGGAAACAGAGUGCCAGGAAUUGCGUAGCAAACUGCAAGAUCUUGAGCGAGCUAAUCAGACACUGAAAGAUGAAUAUGAUGCUCUCCAGAUCACCUUCAAUGCCUUGGAGGAGAAACUGAGGAAAACUACUGAAGACAACCAGGAGUUGGUCUCGCGUUGGAUGGCAGAGAAAGCACAAGAAGCCAAUCGUUUGAAUGCAGAAAAUGAAAAGGAUUCAAGGAGACGACAAGCCAGGCUGCAGAAGGAGCUAGCAGAAGCUGCUAAAGAACCCCUGCCUGUUGAACCGGAUGAUGAUAUCGAAGUGCUUGCAGAUGAAACCUCUGACACAGCUGAGGAGACGUCUCCAGUGCGAGCUGUCAGCCGAACAUCCAGUAAGCGACUCUCCCAGCCAGCUGGAGGCCUUCUGGACUCUAUCACUAAUAUCUUUGGGAGACGUUCUUUGUCCUCAUUCCCUGCUCCCCAGGACAACGUAGAGCCACAUCCAGGUGCCAGUAAAGAAGUGAGAGUACCCACUACUGCCAUAUGUGUCUUUGAUGCACAUGAUGGGGAGGUGAAUGCAGUGCAGUUCAGCCCUGGCUCCCGGUUACUAGCAACAGGAGGCAUGGACCGGAGGGUUAAGCUUUGGGAAGUCUUGGGAGAUAGGUGUGAGCCCAAAGGUUCCCUCUCUGGUAGUAACGCUGGGAUUACAAGCAUAGAAUUUGAUAGUGCUGGUUCUUACCUCUUAGCAGCUUCAAAUGACUUUGCCAGCAGAAUCUGGACGGUUGAUGACAAUCGAUUACGGCACACCCUGACAGGUCACAGUGGCAAAGUUCUGUCAGCCAAGUUCUUGCUGGACAAUGCACGCAUUGUUUCAGGAAGUCAUGACCGGACCCUCAAGCUCUGGGACCUCCGCAGCAAAGUUUGUAUAAAAACAGUGUUUGCAGGAUCUAGCUGCAAUGACAUCGUAUGUACUGAGCAAUGUGUAAUGAGUGGACAUUUUGAUAAGAAAAUUCGUUUCUGGGACAUCAGGACCGAAACCAUAGUAAAAGAACUGGAGCUGCUUGGAAGAAUCACAGCUCUGGACCUGAACUCAGAGCGAACAGAGCUUUUGACCUGUUCCCGUGAUGAUCUACUAAAGAUCAUUGAUCUGCGUGUUAGUGCUGUCAAACAGACAUUCAGUGCCCAGGGAUUCAAAUGUGGCUCUGACUGGACGAGAGUUGUGUUCAGCCCUGAUGGUAACUAUGUGGCUGCUGGUUCAGCUGAUGGGGCCCUUUACAUCUGGAAUGUGCUCACUGGGAAAUUGGAGAGGACACUAGCAAAGCAUCACAGUUCUUCCAUCAAUGCAGUCGCAUGGUCACCAGCAGGUGCCCAUGUGGUCAGUGUGGACAAAGGAAACAAGGCUGUCCUGUGGUCUGAAUUCUGACUGGAUGGAGGGUGAAAGGCAGAGCAUCUAACACCUCUGAGGAUGGUGGUGCUGGUCCGUGGCUGAACAGAAUGGAGACCUGAGCCCAGAUUCAUCCAGAGUCGGGAUAUUUACCAGCGCAUGGGCUUCACUUCCCAGAGGAAAGUUCUAAAGCAAUGGAGAAGGAGCCUGAGUCAGAGACUUCUUUUUGCCGUAACUGCACUGUGGCACUCGGACUCAGCAAGGGAUUAGCUGCUCUGGAUGGAGAAUGCUACUUAGUCAUGCCUUUACAUGAAGUAUCUAUGCACCAAGUGGAGCUGAAGAUACUAAUGGGAUUCCUCACCAGUCAGCUGUGCCAAAUACCCUGUCACACAAAUGUAUCCAAGCACCUCUGAGUUGGGAAUGUUGGAAAGAAGUUACUGUGUAUGCUGACUUAAUACAUGUCCUGUCUCCUGUGUUCUGUUCUUGUGGCCUAGUUCAGGCAUGGGGUGAGAAGCUCCUGAAAUGUGGAGAGGUCCUAAGUAGCCUGAAGUGUUGGAACAGCUUUUCAAGAGUCUCUUCUGGCAGCUCUGCCUUUGAGUUACCAGCUCAAUUCAGAUCUGUUCUGAUUCUG